AUGCCGACGGACACACGCUUUCAUGGGAUAACACCCGAGAAGCCAAACUAUCCCUUGGGAAAAAUAGCUCUCGAUGUACAGUUUGAGACACUAGAAAAUUACAGGAAGGAAAAGCUCGAGUUUGAGGUUAUGGAUUGGCCAUCUCAAUACCACGCCCUCCUGGGGCGACCCGCAUACGCCAGGUUCAUGGCAGUACCGCACUACACAUACCUUAUGUGGAGGAUUCCUGGACCCAAUGGGCCAAUAACGGUCAGCGGAUGUUUCGCCUUGUCAGAUAAAUGCGACAGGGACUUUAACAGAAUCUCCGAGUUGUUCGAAAUGCAAGCUGAGUACGAGGCAACAAAGUUCACCACCAAUCAUGAUUUGUUACCAGACGGGGGUAGAUCCUUGCAAGAGCAAGCUUUUGACACCUCCAAGGAUUCCAAGGAAGUGCAGGUCCACCCAAUGGACCCCAAGAAAACAACAUCUAUCGCGGCCAACUUGGACCGCGCAUAG
Molecule: messenger RNA, 495 nt
Organism: Lolium perenne
Lineage: Eukaryota; Viridiplantae; Streptophyta; Magnoliopsida; Poales; Poaceae
Source: RefSeq, a predicted model, not a curated record